Messenger RNA from Penicillium egyptiacum, 2175 nucleotides. The record is from the annotation of a GenBank genome assembly. Lineage: Eukaryota; Fungi; Ascomycota; Eurotiomycetes; Eurotiales; Aspergillaceae.
AUGACUUUCCUACACGAGGCCCUCCAAUGCCUCAAACCGACGUCAUGGGACGAAGUCCCCCAUGAUCCCGACGAGCUCCGUGACUACGUGCGCGAGAUCUUCAAAAACAGCCGCCUAAUAGCGGAAUCACUUCCAGACCCCCCAAUCUCCGACAACGAUGGCUACCCCGAGUUAGACGAUGCAACAAACUCGUCUGUCCGACAAAUACUCCCAUCAUCCGCACGAGUGCGAGAAACCGAUCCGGAGAUUACAGACCUGCAAAAGGAAUGGGGGAAACCACUCAAGAUAGGUGGACCGAAGGACAAUCCGUUAGAUGUGACUGUGUGGAAGCUUUCCGCAAAUGACGGCGGGGGCUCAUGGUUCGGGCGACGAAGCGUGCAUGAGGGCCUCCCAUUCUCGCAGUGGCGGAAGAAGCUCUCAACUGAAUACGAUGAAACACUCAAAGUAAAUCGCAAGAAGAUUGAGAAGGGACAGAUUCCUGACAAGAGCAUUCGCGGGAUCGGCGCCGAAGAAAAGAUCGAAACUAUUGAGGUCAAGGACCACGAUGGUUCGGUUCUGGGAGAUGUAAUUGUUUACCAUGUCUCCGCCCAGUUUCCCAAACCUACUGCUCCGCGCGAUUUUGUGGAGUUGAUCAUCAAUUCCGAUUCUGGAUUGAAGGCUGGCGGAACUAAGCAGCCUGGGCGCAGCUGGAUCAUGAUCUCUAGGCCGUGUGAACACCCAGAUAUCCGGCAUAAGCAGGGGUAUACUCGCGGGCAGUAUGAGUCUGUCGAGCUCGUUCGGGAGAUUCCUAAGAAAGACAGUAACGGGGCCAGCUCUUCUAGCCAGGGGAGUAAGAGGAAUAUUGAUUCUCCGUCCUCCCAUCUUCAACACCCUGAGGGGGUACCUGGGCAGGAUGGAGCUGGGGAUGACGAAGACGAAGAAAUGAACCCUGUUGAAUGGAUCAUGGUCACCAGGAGUGACCCAGGCGGCAACAUUCCGCGGUGGAUGGUGGACAAGGGAACACCACGAAGUGUGGGAGCGGACGCCGCUAAAUUCAUCAAUUGGGCUCUUCAAGAUGACAAGCCGCCCAAGCCAGAAGAAAGCACAAGUAUGGAACCUGCAAAUAAUCCAGCAGGCGCCAAGCCUAAGUCCGGGAAGUCUACAUUUGGAUACGACUCCGACCAGGCAGACGACUCGGAUUCGGAUUACGAAUCACUCGACAGCGACGGCGAGCAGUCGCAUCAUGGUCUGAUUGCCAGUGUCACCGGCUUGCUCAACAGUGGACUAGAACGGUUCGCACCACAAGUUCUAGGCUAUGGCGCCCCCCACACCAAGGUAUCCAGUGAUCUCCCAGCUGGGGACGAGGUUUCCCACAUUGAUGCAGAUGGCAUAGCCCACCUAAGCCCAAAAGGCGUCCAACAAAAUAAAACGGAGUUGGACGCCCAAUCUUCAAGAUCUCGCGAACAAGACCGUGCUUCAAUUUCCUCGGCCAAUUCUGAACAAGAAACUGCCAUCGACAAGGUAGCGCACAACAACUUGUCCAUGGAGGAACUGAACCAAGUGGCAAAGAAUGGCAAACUCACUUCCCACGAGAAAGAGCUCGCAAAACUAGCGAUCCGCAAACGCGAGGUCGAAAGCAAGCUAGAAGAAGUCCGCGCCGAACUAGAAAAGUUUCAGAUCUCGUCACAACCGCCUAGUGUCUCAGGGACCCCAGUAAAAGGCAUCAGCGAGGUAGACAGCGACACCAAUGGGAUGCGCAAGCGCGCAGCGACGAAUAGGUCUUCCGGGCCCGCCAGCACUCGCACACAGCAGAGCCAAAACCAACCGCAGAGCGAGAUCAGCAAUGAAGACCAGUCAUCUUCUACGCAGACGGCAACCCCCGACCCGCCAUUGCAUCUCCCAAAAGCAGCCUCUCAAUUUCUCAAUGGGGAAUCUAAGCUACUUAAGCAGCUGCGCAAGAUCGAGGCUAGCCAGCUGAAGGUUACGUCGAAAAUCCAAGCGAGACAGCAAAAGGAUGAGGAGCGCUCGAAGAAGUCUAAGUCCAAGAACAAGUCUGAGGUUGAUGGCUUGAAGCAGGAGGUACAUGAUCUCAAGAAGGAGGUCAAGCAGCUUCGCUCUGAGCGCCAGAAAUGGGUCGAUCUUGUUUCUUCAUUGCAGGCGGAGAAUACGAGGUUGGCGGCGAAGUCGGAUGCUUAA